Mandrillus leucophaeus (drill) is the source of this 2829-nucleotide messenger RNA. It is a transcript of the gene GALNT14, whose product is annotated as polypeptide N-acetylgalactosaminyltransferase 14. The transcript has 16 exons. NCBI's taxonomy places the organism in Eukaryota, Metazoa, Chordata, Mammalia, Primates, Cercopithecidae. The record is from RefSeq and is a predicted model, not a curated record. Gene Ontology annotation, cellular component: Golgi apparatus. The coding region runs from base 841 to 2394 and encodes 517 amino acids.
GGCAUCCCAAGUGCACCGCUCCCCCCACGCCUUGCCCCAACCCACGAUGGUCUGGGAGCUGCACCCAGGGCUCGGCGCGGGCGGUCCCGCAACAGCACCGAGCGCUUCGGUCGCCGGGCGGCAGUAGCGCCCCCUCUCAGAGCCCCGCUCACUCCCACCUGGGCUCGCUCCGAGUCGGCCUGUCUGUCGGGCCCGCCCUCCCGGCUCACUCCCUCCGCCCUCGUGCUCCUCCCGGGGUGCUUGGCACAGCCUCGGAUUCCUCCCUCUCGCUGCUCGAGUCAGUUUCCCUAUCGGCGGCGGCGGCAGCAGCCGCGGUGGCGGCGUGGGGAACAUCUCGGCAGCCACCGCGCUUCUCGCGCUGGAGCGGGUGUCCAGCUUGGCUGCCCUCGGUCCUUCCCUGCCACGUUUCGGGUCGCCCCGCGUCCCCCACCCAGGCUAGCUUCUCUUCAAAGUGGAAAGGGCGCCUUGCAGGAUCCCGCCGCCCCUCCACCCGGAUCCUAGGUCUGGCGCUCCCCAGAGCGAGGCGCUCGCCAGGACUCCUGCCCCGCCAACCCUGACCGCCGGGGGGUGCCCCAGGGACGUAGCGCCGCGGAGAGGAAGCGGCAAAGGGGACCAUGCGGCGCCUGACUCGUCGCCUGGUUCUGCCAGUCUUCGGGGUGCUCUGGAUCACGGUGCUGCUGUUCUUCUGGGUAACCAAGAGGAAGUUGGAGGUGCCGACGGGACCUGAAGUGCAGACCCCCAAGAAUCGAAAAUACUUUGCAGCUGACCCAUUUCAUUCUGAAUGCAAUUUCAGCACCCCAGUGUAGCUCCCCUGCUCUCCCUCCCAGGCAUGGAACAGCCAUGGCCCAAGAUGAGGCAUGUCCACCUUCGGACGCUGACUGGGACGACCUGUGGGACCAGUUUGAUGAGCGGCGGUAUCUGAAUGCCAAAAAGUGGCGCGUUGGUGACGACCCCUAUAAGCUGUAUGCUUUCAACCAGCGGGAGAGUGAGCGGAUCUCCAGCAAUCGGGCCAUCCCGGACACUCGCCAUCUGAGAUGCACGCUGCUGGUGUAUUGCACGGACCUUCCACCCACUAGCAUCAUCAUCACCUUCCACAAUGAGGCCCGCUCCACGCUGCUCAGGACCAUCCGCAGUGUAUUAAACCGCACCCCUAUGCAUCUGAUCCGGGAAAUCAUAUUAGUGGAUGACUUCAGCAAUGACCCUGAUGACUGUAAACAGCUCAUCAAGUUGCCCAAGGUGAAAUGCUUGCGCAAUAAUGAACGGCAAGGUCUGGUCCGGUCCCGGAUUCGGGGCGCUGACAUUGCCCAGGGCACCACUCUGACUUUCCUCGACAGCCACUGUGAGGUGAACAGGGACUGGCUCCAGCCUCUGUUGCACAGGGUCAAAGAGGACUACACGCGGGUGGUGUGCCCUGUGAUCGAUAUCAUUAACCUGGACACCUUCACCUACAUCGAGUCUGCCUCGGAGCUCAGAGGGGGGUUUGACUGGAGCCUCCACUUCCAGUGGGAGCAGCUCUCCCCAGAGCAGAAGGCUCGGCGCCUGGACCCCACAGAGCCCAUCAGGACUCCUAUCAUAGCUGGAGGGCUCUUCGUGAUCGACAAAGCUUGGUUUGAUUACCUGGGGAAAUAUGAUAUGGACAUGGACAUCUGGGGUGGGGAGAACUUUGAAAUCUCCUUCCGAGUGUGGAUGUGCGGGGGCAGCCUAGAGAUCGUCCCCUGCAGCCGAGUGGGGCACGUCUUCCGGAAGAAGCACCCGUACGUUUUCCCUGAUGGAAAUGCCAACACGUAUAUAAAGAACACCAAGCGGACAGCUGAAGUGUGGAUGGAUGAAUACAAGCAAUACUAUUACGCUGCCCGGCCAUUCGCCCUGGAGAGGCCCUUCGGGAAUGUUGAGAGCAGAUUGGACCUGAGGAAGAAUCUGCGCUGCCAGAGCUUCAAGUGGUACCUGGAGAAUGUCUACCCUGAACUCAGCAUCCCCAAGGAGUCCUCCAUCCAGAAGGGCAAUAUCCGACAGAGACAGAAGUGCCUGGAAUCUCAAAGGCAGAACAACCAAGAAACCCCAAACCUAAAGUUGAGCCCCUGUGCCAAGGUCAAAGGCGAAGAUGCAAAGUCCCAGGUGUGGGCCUUCACAUACACCCAGCAGAUCCUCCAGGAGGAGCUGUGCCUGUCAGUCAUCACCUUGUUCCCUGGUGCCCCAGUGGUUCUUGUCCUUUGCAAGAAUGGAGAUGACAGACAGCAAUGGACCAGAACUGGUUCCCACAUCGAGCACAUAGCAUCCCACCUCUGCCUCGAUACAGAUAUGUUCGGUGAUGGCACCGAGAACGGCAAGGAAGUCGUCGUCAACCCAUGUGAGUCUUCACUCAUGAGCCAGCACUGGGACAUGGUGAGCUCUUGAGGACCCCUGCCAGAAGCAGCAAGGGCCACGGGGUGGUGCUUCCCUAGACCAGAACAGACUGGAAACUGGGCAGCAAGCAGCCCACAACCACCUCGGACAUCCUGGACUGGGAGGUGGAGGCAGAGCCCCGCCAGGAUAGGAGUAACUGUCUCAGGGAGGACAGAGGAAAAUACCACAAGCCAAUGGGGCUCAGAGACAAAUCCCACAUGUUCUCAAGGCCGUUAAGUUCCAGUCCUGGCCAGUCUUUUCCUGAUUGGUAUCUGGAGACAGAAACCUAAUGGGAAGUGUUUGUUGUUCCUUUUCUUACAAAGGAAGCAGUCUCUGGAGGCCAGAGAGAAAAGCCUUCUUUGUCACUAGGCCAGGACUACAUUGAGAGAUGAAGAAUGGAGGUUGUUUUCAAAACAAAUAAAGAAAACCUUAGAAGUUGUCUCUGGA